AGAAAUCCCUUCCACUGCAGUUUCGUUAACAAGCGUCACCAGUUUAGAGAUCAAUUUGUCUUUCUUGACUCAACCCCUGAAGAUCAGCAGUGGCAUUUGCUCAGCUGGAAGUCUGCUGUUGGAAUACAUGUCCUUGAGUACCUCUUACUGGGUACUGGAGACAACUCACAGAGGCAUGGUUCAUAGUGGACUCUGGAACAUCUGCUUAGCUCCAAAAUGCAACCUGUACCAGUUUAAUCUCUUAGCUUUGCACAUCCAUGUUACCCGCACCUUCCUGCUGAUGGCCCUUUUCUGUGGCUUCAUAGGGUUGAUUUUCAUUUGCAUCUCUUUUGAACGUAACAAGCUAUACAAUGUAUCGGUGAUAAAAGCAGCCGCCAUCUUCAGCUUCAGUGCAGGUUUCCUCAUUCUGGUUGCCAUGUCUGUGUUCACAGCCAUUGUUAGGAGAUCCCCAGGAUAUGCCCAACGUUUAGUAGUAUUUGGCACAUCCUUCAGCUUGGGCUGGGCCUCCAUUCUUAUGUACAUCAUCACUG
Messenger RNA from Protobothrops mucrosquamatus (brown spotted pit viper), 530 nucleotides. Its product is annotated as protein NKG7-like. Gene Ontology annotation, cellular component: plasma membrane. Lineage: Eukaryota; Metazoa; Chordata; Lepidosauria; Squamata; Viperidae. The record is from RefSeq and is a predicted model, not a curated record. The transcript is spliced from 3 exons. The annotation marks the transcript as partial.